AUGGCGACAAUGAGCACAUCCACGUCGUCUGAGGACAGUCAGAAUCCACAGCCAGCCCUGCUAUACGAGAACGUACCGAUUGCUCGAACCACAACGACCAUUCCACUCGGAUUGUCCAUUGCUCCCGUCAACAACGGCAAUAACCUCAGUCCCAUCAGUCCCGGCCAUCGACGUGUCUUCGAUGUCGCACCUUCCAACAUUACGAACCGCAAGCGCCGCAUCGCAGUCACAACCCUCAUCAUCGUGGCAAAUCUGAUGCAGAUGGUGUCUAACGGUGUUGGUCUCUUUGGCGGGCUCGCUAUAGCCAAAAAGCUCGGUGUCACCGGUGUCCACGCCAACUGGAUAGCGGCUUCUUACCCGUACCUAAGCACGACACGUCAUGUCGAUAUCAGCUAA
Recurvomyces mirabilis is the source of this 396-nucleotide messenger RNA. RefSeq lists its product as uncharacterized. The transcript has 2 exons. Lineage: Eukaryota; Fungi; Ascomycota; Dothideomycetes; Mycosphaerellales; Teratosphaeriaceae. The coding region runs from base 1 to 396 and encodes 131 amino acids. The record is from RefSeq and is a predicted model, not a curated record.